UAAAAAAAUCUUGCACUUUUAAGAGACAUACCGAAGUUCUCCUUCUCUCCCUCACUGUCUUCUCACAAAAACAAAAUCACGCCGCCGCCGUCGUGCCAAUAUCUCGCUCUCACUUCCGUUUCUCUAUAUCUCGCCAAGGUACGUUCGUUUCUUGUUCGAGAGAGAAACACUUAGAUUGAGACUUCAAGGUGUUCGAUAAAAUGUCUUCUUCGUUCAACAAUAUUAUUGUGUUUGUUGCAUUCAUUUAUAUACAUAAUAGAUAGAGAAUCUUACGUUGGAGGCAUUUUAUUUUUGAAAUAAUUAUGACAUGCUAUACGAAUUAUCAUUUAAUUCAAAUACUGCUGCUAAAGUUACUCAUGUGAGUUCAUGAUUGACGUGAAUUUGUAACAUUUUUCAUUUUAAUCAGAAGAUAUGAUUGUGGCGAGAUUCUACUACGGGAACAACUAAUUUUCGUUUGAUAAGAAGUUGUGUAUGGAAAUGUGGUGGAUUUAUUUCUUGAGAUCUUCGGAAGGAAAAUAAGUCACUUCUAGUUCUAGAGAUUUAAAUACUUUAUUUAGAUUUCGAGACGAACAACAGAUAGAAAUGAUUGUAGCUAGAAAAUUUUCCCCUUCAAAGCUUAAGUCGCUCGUUUAUUUAGCUCUCCUUUCCGAUUGCAAAACCCAUGUGCAGUCAAAUCUUUUUACAACCUUAACACCAGACUCAAAUCCCCAUCUCCAUAGCCUUACAAAAAAUUUACCGCAUCCAUCAAGUAAUUUGAUUAGGUAUUUCUCUUCAGCACCAAAACAAAAAUUGCCCUUAUCUCGUGAGGGUAAUUAUGAUGAAGGUACUUCCCAAUCUCUUCAUGUCUGCCCUGGUUGUGGGGUUUUUAUGCAAGAUUCCAGCCCAAAACACCCUGGUUAUUUCAUUAAACCAUCUGAGAAGGAUGUAACGUAUAAAUUGCAUACCCAUCUUGAACCUGUUGCUCAAGAGUCCGAAUUCUCUAAGACAGUUAAAAAAGGGUUUGUUGUUGAACCAGAAAAGCUUUGUAGUAGUGAUGACAGCUUGAUCAGGAAACCAGAAAAGCCAGUGGUAUGUGCACGCUGUCAUUCGUUGAGGCACUAUGGGAAGGUGAAGGAUCCAACUGUGGAAAACUUGCUACCAGAUUUUGACUUUGAUCAUACAGUGGGAAGGAAGUUGGCAUCAGCAAGUCGGACCCGUUCAGUGGUACUUAUGGUUGUGGAUGCAGUGGAUUUUGAUGGGUCGUUUCCUAGGAAGGUUUCGAACUUGGUUUCUAAGACAAUUGAAGAUAACUAUACAGCGUGGAAGCAGGGUAAGUCAGGGAACGUGCCUAGAGUAGUGCUUGUGGUUACAAAGAUUGACUUAUUGCCUAGCUCAUUGUCACCAACAAGAUUGGAGCAUUGGAUUAGGCAAAGAGCUAGAGAGGGUGGCAUUAUUAAGAUUACUAGUUUGCACAUGGUGAGUUCGCUCAGAGAUUGGGGGCUUAAGAAUCUUGUGGAAGAUAUAGUUGAAUUGGCUGGAUCUAGAGGGAAUGUAUGGACUGUUGGGGCACAGAAUGCAGGAAAGAGUACGUUAAUAAAUUCUAUAGGAAAGCAUGUUGGAGGGAAAAUUUCACAUCUGACAGAAGCACCUGUUCCAGGGACUACACUCGGCAUUGUUAGAGUGGAGGGUGCUCUUCCAAGUCAGGCAAAAUUAUUUGAUACACCCGGCCUUCUCCAUCCUUAUCAGAUUACAACAAGGUUGAUGAGGGAAGAGCAAAAGCUUGUUUACAUGACCAAGGAGCUGAAACCUAGGACAUAUAGAAUUAAGGCUGGUCAUUCGAUUCACAUAGCUGGUCUUAUGAGAUUGGAUGUAGAAGAAACGUCCCUGGAUACUAUCUAUGUUACAGUGUGGGCAUCUCCUUAUCUUCCUCUGCAUAUGGGUAAAAUAGAAAAUGCAAGUAAAAUGUUCAAAGACUAUUUUGGACACCAGUUACAGCCACCAAUUGGAGAGGAAAGAGUCAAAGAAUUAGGGAAUUGGGUGCGAAGGGAAUUUCAUGUUUGUGGAAACAGUUGGGACUCAAGUUCUGUAGACAUUGCUGCUGCUGGCCUUGGUUGGUUUGCCAUUGGACUUAAAGGAGAAGCCGUAUUGAGUGCUUGGACUUAUGAAGGAGUUGAUGUUGUUCAACGCAAUUCUUUGAUACCCUAUAGAUCAAAUACUUUUGAAGUUGCAGGAUUUACUGUAUCGAAGAUUGUCUCACAGUCUGACCGAGCUUCAAAUAAGCCGCGAAGUGACAAAAAGGCGAAGCGGAAUGACUCAAAAUUGCUAUCCGGCUCAGUUGAAUCACCUCUGUUGGCUUCUGAUGGAGGCAUUUAAUAAUGAUAUCAGUUUGGAAGAAAGCAAAAGGAAUUGAAUUGCAAUUUAGUUUCUUUCUUUACAAUACAAGAGAUGAAUCGAAGUGAUGACACUUCUUUUUUUCUUCAAAAGAAUUAUCAAAAAAAAUUCGGGAAUAUAUUAGUGUUUUCUGAGUUAGUUGAAGUGGCUCAAUGAACUAAUUCAACUAUUGAUUUUUAUGCUUGUCCUUGUAAUGAUAUUUUUGCAUGCUAA
Molecule: messenger RNA, 2583 nt
Organism: Medicago truncatula (barrel medic)
Lineage: Eukaryota; Viridiplantae; Streptophyta; Magnoliopsida; Fabales; Fabaceae
Product: GTP-binding protein BRASSINAZOLE INSENSITIVE PALE GREEN 2, chloroplastic
Exons: 3
Coding region: 583-2352 (589 amino acids)
Cellular component (GO): mitochondrion
Molecular function (GO): GTP binding
Source: RefSeq, a predicted model, not a curated record